Poecilia latipinna (sailfin molly) is the source of this 1107-nucleotide messenger RNA. Its product is annotated as contactin-4-like. Bases 121 to 1107 code for a protein of 328 amino acids. Gene Ontology annotation, cellular component: membrane. The transcript is spliced from 5 exons. The record is from RefSeq and is a predicted model, not a curated record. NCBI's taxonomy places the organism in Eukaryota, Metazoa, Chordata, Actinopteri, Cyprinodontiformes, Poeciliidae.
CAUUUCCUUUGUCGUCUCUGCAGAGUUUCUCCUUCAACCCUUAUUAUUUGUGAGAGACAUUUGACAGUUUUCAGAGUUGCAUUUGGCCGGACUGAACGACCUGGCAGCUACUGUCAAGUCAUGAACGUCGUGGUUGGAUUGUUGCUGACCCUAAUCAGAUUCACGCCUGAAUCUGCAGCAGGAGAAACUCACUGUGAUGGAAGAGAGGAUGGAGGUCGGUGUUUUGUAGCUUUGGGAGCAACAGUGGUCAUCCAGCUGCUCAACAAAGUGUCAGAAAUACCUAAAUAUGAAUGGAAAAAUGAAAGAGUUGUAAUUCUUAGAGGCAUUAGAGGCAAAGGGUACAAUUUCUCUCAAAAUGCCCUUCAGAACAGAUCUCUUUUUAUUCCCAGCAUUGGUACAGUUAGAAUCAAGAACCUCCAGAGAACGGACAGUGGAGAAUAUACUUUGAAUAUCUUUGAUUCAAAUGGACGAAAUAUGGAAAGCCGAGCUCUUCAGCUGAUUGUUCAAGCUCCUGUAUUUUCUGUCCAUCUGGUCACUGAGUGUUUGUCCCAGUUAGAGAUGAAGGUGUCCUGUCUCACUGAGGGAGGGGACAGUCUUCAGUACGUUUGGACUCUGGACGGAGACAAACUGACAGACUCUGAACUUCUAUCAGCAAAUAAUGAGAAUGACAUUAUUAUUCUGCGACACAGUGUCUCAGGGAGUCUGGCCUGCUCAGUCAGGAAUCACAUCAGCGUUGGUUUCAAAGAGCAGAUCAUCUCUGCUUGUAAAGAGUUUACAGCAGGAGAAACUCACUGUGACGCCACAGAGGACAGAGCUCAGUGUUUUGGGGCUUUGGGAGGAACUGUGAUCAUCCGGCUGAUGAACAACGCCUCAGAAAUACCUAAACAUGACUGGAAAAAUAAAACAUCCAUAUUCCUCAGAGGUGAAGGGCAUGAAUUCUUUCAAAGUGUCCUUCCAAACAGAUUAUUCUUUCUUUCCAGCAAUGAUACGAUUAGCCUUAAGAACCUCAGCAGGUCUGACAGUGGUGAAUAUACUCUGGAAAUAUUUGGUUCUGAAGGACAGAAAACUCUGCAAACUCUUCAACUGGUUGUUCAAGCUGGUCACUGA